AUGGCCAUCAGGAGGCCAGAGCCCUGGGUCUCUGCAUCUCUGCUGAGCCAGAGGCUGAAGGUUGAAGAGAAAACACUGGAACUGGAAUUCGAGAUCUUAAGCGUGAGGUUUCACGAGGCUGGCAGAUACGCCCUGCGCCUGUCAGUCGAGAACCCCCUGCAAGCUGGCUCUGGUGUGGGGAUACAGUUGCAAGUGAAUGACAGGGACCCGGUCCCUACCUGCUCCACUGUCACCAAUGUCAUUGAACAGCAGGAUCCUGGCCAGGGUCUCGCCCUCACCAGGAACAAAUUUGUCUUCACCUUGCCCAAAGGCUUCUGCAAGAACGAUGGGCAUCACGACGCACGGCUUCGGGUGGAGGCACUGAAGCUGGAUGGGUCCUCAGCAGGGACAGCCCAGAGGGUGGGUGAGGCCAUCUUUCCCAUCUACCCUCGCCCAGACCAACCCCACACGAACCUCAAUGCUCAGGACCAUGAGGAUUUGUACCGCUACUAUGGCACCUUGGCUCUGCUCUGGCCCAGCACAGACCCCACAGGCCGCCACUGCGGAGACCUAGCCUACAGUGUGGCCUUCCAUGUGCACCGGGCCCCAACGCUGCCCACCUCCAACUGCCUUCCAGGGGUCAGCCAGCAAGAGCCCCAGUUCCCCAACCCACAGGAGCCCCUGGACAUCUCUCAGAACACGGAGUCUGGCAUCAGCCACCUGUCCCCCUCUAAUAAGGAAACCAUCGUUGUCACUCUCCACGGAGCUAUCAACCUACCUGCCUGCAAAGAUGGGUCUGAGCCAUGGCCCUACGUGACAGUGAAAACCACUUCUGAGGACUCACAGAGCACGAACUCCAAGGCAGUCACAUCUGUGACCUCAGAGCCCACCAGGACCCCCAUCUGGGGGGACACAGUGAAAGUAGAGAUCCAAGCUGAAGAUGCUGGGAGAGAAGAUGUGGUGUUCACGGUGGUGGACAACAAAAAGAAAGAACAACUGCUGUCUUACCAAAUUCCCAUCAAGUACCUGCGUGUCUUUCAUCCCUACCACUUCGAACUGGUGAAGCCCAUCCAGUCUGGGAAUUCUGGUGAAGCCACUUCUAAGACCCAACUGUUUGCAACAGUCAUCCGGAAGGGCAGCUUCAUCCCACGCUACAUCGGCAACAAUCACACAGCUCUGGAGGUCUUUCUCCGGGGAGUCAACGAGCCCUUAGCCAACAACCCUAGCCCUAUGGUGGUGACUGCCCGAGUGGUUCCCAACUACAAGGAGUUUAAGCUCAGCCAGUUAAACCAGGACCCAGCAUCCAGGGGGCUGCCCAUCACCCUACUCUCCUUCCCUAUCUCAUCAAUGAUGAACUUCGAUGUUCCUCGGGUCAACAAGAAUGGAUGCCCUCAGCUAACCAAGCCCGGGGGACCCCCAGAGCAGCCCCAGUGGAACCAAUCCUUCCUCUUCCAAAGCUGUGAUGGAGCCACCAACUUCUCAGGAGACACAGCCCUGGUCUUGGAAUACUAUUCAUCUUCCUUAAUGAAAGGCAGUGAGCCUUGGACCUUCAGCCAGCCCCUGGGCAUCUCCGUGUUGCCGCUCAAAAGUCGUUUGUACCGCAAGAUGCUGGCAGGGAAGGGCCUGAGCGGACUGCGCAUGGAACGGCUCCCCAUUACCGACACUAAACUGAAAACUAUAAAUGGCGAGACCCCCACAGUGGACCUCUCCCUCCAGCUGCAUUCCUCUGAGAGACCAGAAAACUUCCUGACAUCAAACAACAGCAUGGCUCUGCCCACCCUGGAUCCUAAGAUUCUGGAUGAGAAUCUGGGUACCAUCUGUGAAUCUUGGUCAAAGUCCACAGGGAGCUCCAGAUUGAACUCCAGCACAUCCAUUCCUCAGGAAGCAGAAGAAGAACCCCAAGUGCCAGAAAUGUCUAAUGAAAAGGAGAUGAACAACUACCGGCGGGCCAUGCAGAAGAUGGCUGAGGACAUCCUCGCACUGCGGAAGCAGGCCAGCAUUCUGGAAACUGAGAACCACAUGCUGAGGAGUCACCUGAACCUGGAGGAGGCAGAGGAAGAGCUGGACAAACGUGAGGUGGUCCAGAACCUGGUGUCCAUGAGGCAGAAACUGCUGCUGAGUGAGGUGGAUAUGAAGAAGCUGAGGGACAAGGUGCAGCAUUUGCAGAAUGAGCUGAUUCGAAAGAAUGACCGAGAAAAGGAGUUGCUCCUUUGGUACCAGGCUCAGCAGCCCCAGGUUGUGCUGCUGAGAAGUUACCAGGACAGGCUGCAGAAGGUGAAGGCCCUGGAGGAGACUGUGAGGCACCAGGAAAAGGUGAUCGAGAAGAUGGAACGGGUCCUAGAGGACAAACUGCGGGACAGGAAUGAGCCCCACCUGAACAGGCUGCAGGGAAAGCCCACUGUAGCCUUCCCCACACUCUCAGCCUCUGGCCUUCCCCUGGGUUCUGUGAGAGAGAACUUGCCUGGUGACCUUUACUCGGUGCUACUGACUGAAAACUCAAGGCUGCGGGCAGAACUGGAUAAAACUCGCCACCAGCCGGCUCCCAUCAUUCUGCAGCAGCAGGCCCUUCCGGAUGUCCUCGCUAAUAACUCAGACAAACUUAACCUCCUGGCCAAGCUGGAACAAGCUCAGAGCCGGAUCCUGGCCCUGGAAAGCCAGUUAGAGGACUCUGCCCGACGCUGGGGACAGGAGAAGCAGGACUUAGCCACGAGGCUGCAGGAACAAGAGUAUGGCUUCAGACACACCUCAAACUCUAUCUUUACAGACCUGCCUAAUGCCCCAACACACUCCAAGGACCACAGGAGACCAUCAAAGCUGAACCCAUUACUGCCCAGCUCAGAGAUUCACCCCAGCCAGUCCUCAACCUCCCAGAAGGAGACCAGUCAAUUCCAGAAGACCUGA
Messenger RNA from Chrysochloris asiatica (Cape golden mole), 2880 nucleotides. RefSeq names its product coiled-coil domain containing 33 (gene CCDC33). Bases 1 to 2880 code for a protein of 959 amino acids. The record is from RefSeq and is a predicted model, not a curated record. Gene Ontology annotation, cellular component: peroxisome. The transcript has 20 exons. Lineage: Eukaryota; Metazoa; Chordata; Mammalia; Afrosoricida; Chrysochloridae.